This is a messenger RNA of Nasonia vitripennis (jewel wasp), 1542 nucleotides long. RefSeq lists its product as uncharacterized. Lineage: Eukaryota; Metazoa; Arthropoda; Insecta; Hymenoptera; Pteromalidae. The transcript is spliced from 2 exons. The record is from RefSeq and is a predicted model, not a curated record. The coding region runs from base 801 to 1085 and encodes 94 amino acids.
CUAUUUUUUUUUUUUAAUUAACAAUAAUUGUGGCGUGUGUGAUUAAUAACUCAGUCGUGUACUUGGGGUUUUAAUUCAAUAGACUUGGAGAAUUUAAAAGUAGAAAUUUGUGCGACAAGCGUCUUUCAUGUAUUCUGAACCGUGCUUCUAUGACUUAGCUAUUAAUAAAUUAUUGUUCGUGUUUCUAAUGUUGCUUGUGUUGAAUAAUCGAAUGUUAAAUUUAUUUUUAAUAGUCCAAACCUUGUUCUAAAACCGUAUUUUAUUUAGAGCCAUGCUUCUAUACUUAAAGUUUUUGGUACCAUUAACAAUAAUUAUGUAAUUUUUGCAAAUAUUAUUAAUCACACACUCCCUCUGUUGCUUGUUAAUACUUUUCCUGUAAAUUAUAGGUGAUAAUCAGCUUGCUAUAUGCUGACUUUGUUAUAAAUUUGUCGCGUCUGAGGGUCAAUUGUCACUUUUUGACAAUUAUUAUUAAUAUUUAUUGGGUCUUUUUGUGCAAAAUAGAUGUGUUUUAACCUAAACCCUGGGAUUUUAUUUUGUUUUGUUCAAAGUGAUUAAUAUUUAUGGUUUUGGUCAGAAAUACUUUGACGCCAAACUAGGUUAGGUAUAUGUGUCCUCGCCUGGUUCUGAUCAAGCUAUCUCGAUAUAUUUUUGAUUAGACUUUCUUGCCUUUCCCCUAAACUAUGUCUAGCAAUGGGUCCUUGUUAAUCCAUAUGCCUUACGCAAAGUUGUGCAAAUAAAUGUGUGUAAGAAUGGGUUUCAUAUACAAAAAUUUUAGCGUUUCCUCGCUCAGUGGUUAAAAUAUGGUUCUCAAUAGGCGAGUCAACACCCAAGUUAGCUGGUUCGAGUGCAAGAGCCCAGACUUUCUCCUGCGAAAGCCGGAGUCCAAGACUCUACGCAGCAGCCUCGUCAAGGCCCUGGCUCGACUUCUGGCGAUCACAUGCCAGUGCACUCUAGUGCUACUCGUCGACCAGAUUCUGGGUGUUUCGGUUAUUUUGGAGCACGAGCAGUGUCCUAACGGGCCCACCCCUACGUGUGUUCUGUAUUCAAGAGAAAUAGUGCAGUGUUACAAGUGUAAUUUUAGUUAAAUACAGAGUGUCAAGGCGAAUAGUGUCAAUUAGAAUUUGUGUUUUGUUUUUUUUUGUUAGUUCUGAAUUAGACUGUAAAAUGUAGGACUGUGCCUGUUUUUGGAGUCAAGUGUCGGCAAUCAAAAUGUAAUGCAAAAAAAAAAAUUGUUGAAUGAAAAUUGGUGUGAUUCUAUGUGUAAAUGUUUUGGAAGUUACUGUUUUAUGCGUCUCUCUGUGUACUGGUUAGUGAACAAUAAUUUGUGAUAUCAAACUACGGAGGUAUAUUGUAGAUUAUUGGUGUGUGACUUGAAUGCGAUGCCAAUUUUCAAAAUCUUGAUUCUACUCUUUGUGUGUAAUAUCAAAGUACUUGUAAUGAACUUUUAUGUGUAUAUGUUGUGUAGCAGGACUCAUCAAACUGCUUGUGCAUUGAGUGUGUAAAGAAAAUUGCUGGUGUAAGAAAAGAUAUUGUGUAAUAUUA